AAGUGCCCAACAUGAACAACAAGGUGCCUUAUUGUGUAGAGAAUCCAGCGCAGAAUCUUAUUACUCGAGUGUUGACCUCGCAAGGACUCGGGAAGUACUGCGACAAGGAUUUCAUCCAGAGUACCUCACGUGAGAUGCAGGAGGCGCUCGACCUCACGCAAGAGGAGAUGGAUACCGCUGCCAACCAGAUUAUUCUUCACGACAUGACUAUGAACCAAGUGCAGAAUCGACCAAAUAAUGUGGAAAGCAUUUUAUCCCGGCAGCAUCAUCCAUUUCAUCAUCCUUCAGUGCAGCCUCCACCGCGGUAUCCAUAGCAUUAUAAAUAACAAUUGUAUUUUGGAUUUUUUCUCAACAACCUGUAUCAGUUGGCUCUGAUAUAGGUUACACCCUAUAUAAGGGUUUUUCAAGUUUGGCCUAGCCACA
Messenger RNA from Hyposmocoma kahamanoa, 423 nucleotides. RefSeq names its product voltage-dependent calcium channel type D subunit alpha-1-like. Lineage: Eukaryota; Metazoa; Arthropoda; Insecta; Lepidoptera; Cosmopterigidae. The record is from RefSeq and is a predicted model, not a curated record. Bases 12 to 314 code for a protein of 100 amino acids. The transcript is spliced from 4 exons.